CGCGGACAUGCGCGUUCGUCUCCUCUGCGCGAUACUUGGCGUAUGCGAAACAGCCACGAGUGCAGCCCUGUCCAGGGAACCGACCCAGUACUGCGUGGACGAGAGAAGUCUAUUCAUUAGGCGUUCUCCCCGCAAGUACGAAACGAAUGUCUCGAAUAAGUGGAAAAGAAACGUCACCAGUUCCCGCGGCGAGGAGACCCACAAACGCAGAAGCCGCGGUGCAGCUGUUGUAAGCACAUUGGAGUCUCCCAUAGUGGGUGUACCUGUUGGAGUGCCUCUCGACACUGCUCAGCAUGGAGAACACCGCGCGGAGGAACAGAACAAUGGGGGAAUGACCUUCCUCUCACCGAUCAGCAGUAACAGAAAAAAAGUGACCCUUUCCCUGAGAAAAGAAACGGUGCAACGCCAUUUCAACUGCUCCCAAUUGAACAACAUCCUAUGCAUGCAGUUCUUGCCGGAUGUCUCCAACGCCUACUUAAGAUACGUCCUCGAAAAGUUCAGCGUAAAUGAUCUACCAGUUAAGGAAAACGUUUUAUUUCACCUGACCUUGAGGUACCUACGUGAGCGUACUACCAACUGUGUGGAAGGAAAGACAAGCGAAAGGGAUUCCCAACUCAUUAACAGCAUUGAAGAUAACGCAUACAAAUUUAUUGCCGACCAUGCGAGGGUCAUAAAAAAAUGUGCAAAGAGGAAGAAGUAUGACGAGGUAGAUUUUGAACAGUGUAGGACAGAGGAGGAAAGAACAAAACAAAUCACCUCACCCCCACCAUCUCACAAUAAAAUUAUCGAUGCUUACUUAAAAAUGAGAAAAAAAUUUAAUAUAAUUUUUGUCAGCAUAAAAAGCGAAAAAAAUAUUUACAGAGUUUUUAGAAAAAUUAAAAGAAAUAUUUCUUUUUACGAUUUUUUGGAUCGACUAGCCAUUUUGUGUUUUUUCCAUCGACAUGCACAACACAGAUUUGUGCUUCACUUUUUCAAAAGGUACAUUUUCAGUCUUACGAAUGAACAAAAUUUUUUUAUCAUUAAUUUUGUGAACACGUUGGGGGGAAGAAAUCUGCUGAAGAGAUACAUGUUGAUUCCUCAUUUGACAUACCACGCGAUUUUGCACACACCUGCGGGGUUCGGUAGUUACGGGGAUGCAUUCAGGUGGAGCUUCCUGCCCGUUAAUGUGUGCAAUUAUGUGGAGAGUUACAUGAAGGAGAGAUUCUUCCUUGGGGGAGCAAGCAGGAGGGGCGUCAACAGGGGAGGACUUCACGGAGGCGGCGUCAACAGGGGAGGACUUCACAGGGGCGAACUUCACAGGGGCGAACUUCACAGAGGCGAACUUCACAGAGGCGAACUUCACAGAGGCGAACUUCACAGGGGCACACCCCACGCCGAGGCGACCUUCCUAAUCUACGCAAAUUUGCUGGACUCCCUCACGCAAAAGAGGAAUCACUACUUCCCCGAGCUGUUCCUCAAGCAAUUUUGCCUGUACUAUUCAGAAAAAAAAAACAUCCCCCACGACCACAAGUGGCACUACUUCCUCAUCACCCUGUCCUCUCUCAUGAAGGCGUACUACGUGAGGGGGAAGUUCAACACGAGGGGGAAGAUCAACACGAGGGGGAUCCACGGGAUGGGAGAUGCACACCAGGGAGCAAGCCGCCCACUUGUAAAACCCCCACUUGUAAACCGCGUUACCAUUCACGACGAAGACAUUUUCAGAGACAAAACGCACUGCUUGGCAACCUGUGGAGAAAAUCACCUGAACACUCAGGUGGUGAAUUACCUCCUGGAGGAGACCCCCCGAGGGGACACCCUCAAGCAGUACUCCCUCCUGCUCCUUCUGCAGUACGUCUUCCUACUUGAGCUAAACCUCGAGCAGGUCAACCUGGUAAGUAGAAACUCCGCCAAUUAUUUUUCCAAUUGGUUGGAGAAUAACGAGUCGGCAUCGAAGGAAAUGACAGGAGAAAACAGGGGAGCAAAAUCCACAUUUUUGAAAAAAGAAGCAACACUACCUACACAAAGGGAACGUCUCCUUCUACAAAUAACUCUCUUUUAUAAGUCGAUUUUAUCAAGUCACUGUGAGCACACAGGUGAAACCAUUUUAUUAUAUAACUACACGUUCGAGGAGCUGACCCAAUUUGUGGGGAAUUACUUAACCGACUUAGUGGAGAAGUCCUUCCAUGGGGGGAAAGAAAAUGCGGAGGAGAUGAAUAUGUGCGUUAAGUACAUCCUACCGCUGUGCAGAGUUAACCUGCGUCUUUUCUUCAUGUUGUUGGAAGCCCUAAAGGACGGUAACAAUCUACACAUGGCGAGGCACCUCUGGUUGGGAAGUCAACGCAUGGUGAGGAAUUUGCAGCCAUGGGUAAGAGAAGCCAUCGCGGGGGAGCUCCUCGAAGGUGGUGCAGAGGGAGGGGGCAGUCAAGGAAAGACCCCUCAAAGAAAGACCCCUCAAAGAGAGACCCCCCAAAGAGAGCCUUACGACAGAACGCCGAGCAACAGGGGCGACCCCCCCUUGGCCCGCGCCAUAUCAGCGUACGACGAGGUGCACAAAAUUUACAAACAAAUAACCAGUUGCUACGACAAGGCGCAUAUAAAGAAGCUGAUUAAAGGCCUACUCGCCGCUCGCAACGGAACGGAUGGGGUCCCUUCCCCCCUGCAUAUUUUUAAGAAACCCAUUUUAGCCCUAAAUUUGAAGCAGAUUUAUUUCCUCUUUGUUACUUUGAAUUAUUUCAAUUUGGAUUGCGAGAUUAUUCAGCUCUUCCGGCACAUUAUGGACAGCGCUGCAUUUCGGAAAUUUUUCUGCAGGGCCAUGUUGAAGAGGGAUAAUCAUCCCGGCGUGGGGGACCAAUACACUGAUGAGGAGGAACACGAGAUGAGCGAAAAAAUUCUGUACAUUUACUGUAAUUCAAGUUUUUGUGUAGACAGUUCUUUACGCCUGCCCGCGGGGGUGACAUGUUCGAGAAGGCUCAUGAAGCGGGUGCUCUUCUAUCGUGACCCGCUGCACAUAUUUAACCACCUGAUGAGGAAGUACGUAGGGGGAGCUACUGCCGGGGGGGACAUCGAUGGUGCCGCCAAGGAGGGUGCCGCCAAGGAGGGUGCCGCCAAGGAGGGUGCCGCCAAGGAGGAUGCCGCCAAGGAGGGUGCCGCCAAGGAGGGUGCCUCCAACGAGGGUACCCCCAACGAGGAACAAAGCGCAGUGGAGGAUAUUUCACAAAAAAUGGAAAGCAGCAAUUUUUUUCACGAAAAGACUUUGAGCAAAUUUCGAAGGAGUGCCAUUUUUAAGCAAUUUUUUGGAGAAAAAAUAUACACCUGCGUAAGUCAAAAGGAAUACACACGAAUUUUUUACAGCUUGAUGAUAUAUCUAUACAAGCACGGAUCGACAUGGCACUCCGAUGGGAGUGAAAGCAAAACGAAGCAAAGUGAAAAUAACCCCGUUAACUCAUUGCAGCAAGUCGAAUUAAUAUACCUACAUUUUUGCAUCGCAUGGAAAUCCUACUUAAAGGUCCACAAAAUGAGCAAAAUAAAUUUCCUUAUCUGUGCUAAGACAUUUUUGCUGAUGAAGGAUAUCGAAAGGUUCCAAAAUUUACUUUGCACAAACAAAAAGAUAGUGGAAAAGUACGCCAUUUUUGUGAACUCGCUUUUGAAUAACUAUCUCCACCAUUGUGAUGCUCGAAUGCAUAUGUUGGAGAGUAAUUUAAUUGCACCUUCUGAUAUGUACAUCACCUUGAGAGGUGAACUGAUUAUUUUUAACUUAAAUCACGAGCAAGUUGUGCAGAGGAUACGUCCGUUUGGGGAGUACAGCAGUCAAUGUAAAAUGACGCUGUUCAUCGAUUACAGGAAAUUAUUCCCAGACUUAAUCAACUUGCAGUUCUUUCUUAGCCUCCCCUUUUUACGAAGUCAAAAGGUGCAAUCUUUUUUUGAGGAAAAUCAAAUAACCUUAUGUGAAAAUUCUUUUUGGGACAUUACCGACCUGGUCAUAUUUUACGGGAAAUGCCUGAACAAAAGGAACAAAAUUUGGGACUUUUUUUCCCAACAGGUGAGUAAUUUUUGCAUUCAAAGGAAUAAACUCAUUAAAGACGCGUUCGUCGUUUCACGCAAGAGGUA
Molecule: messenger RNA, 4086 nt
Organism: Plasmodium cynomolgi strain B
Lineage: Eukaryota; Apicomplexa; Aconoidasida; Haemosporida; Plasmodiidae
Exons: 1
Source: RefSeq, a predicted model, not a curated record